AUGCCUUCCCUCCCUGUACCCGAGACUCCUGCCCAGCCACUACCAGAGAGUGGCCUAGUUUGUGAUUUACCUGAACGGCUUCCUGAAUCACAAAUAUCUAUUCUUAUUGUCGGUGGCGGAGUGGCUGGCCUUUUCGCCGCUCUUGAGUGCUGGCGCAAGGGUCACAACGUGCGGAUUAUUGAAAGAAGCCCCUCGAGAUCUGUGUCUGGAGAUGGGUUCUCCAUUAGCACGAGUGCAAUUCGUGCUUUACAAAAAUGGCCCCAAAUGGCCGAGGAAAACGAACGCAUCUCGUAUGAGCCUUGGGUUUCGUGGCAUAAAAUCACCGGCGAGAUGAUUUCGGGCCCGGCACCUUUUCAGCUAAAUCAGUCAAAGAAUCCUGAUCAGAAGGACCUCGAGGAAAAGCCUGUUCCAAAAGUUUACAGACACAGUCGUCCAAAGAUGCACAAAAUGCUGUGCGAUCAGCUUGAACGAGUUGGAAUCAUAGUUGAGUAUGGGAAACAAGUUGUGGAAUACUAUGAGGACGCUGACCUUGUCAUUGCUGCCGAUGGUGUUGGAGGCAAGUCUUCGCGUAUUACCUUGGGUCGCGAGGUUCCAGCCCGACCUAUUGGAUACUCGAUUUACCGAGCCUCUUAUCCCCUUGAUCAGGCUCUUUGUGACUUAAUCCUUGAUGAGAAGCUUCCGGUCAUGGAGAAUGGGAUGCCUUCUUCACAAAUUUGGUUAGGGGAGGACGUCCAUGCUGUCUUCGGGCGAAGUGCCGAUGAGAUGACAUGGUAUCUCACUUAUCCGAAUCACGAGCAAGGCAAAGAAUCAUGGUCCCAUUGGGUUGAGCCCGAGACUGUUCUCAAGACCACAGCUAUAAUCAAAGGCUGGCCUAAGUUUGCAAAUCGUUUGAUUCAGGCAACACCGAAAGGGCGAAUUCAUGACUUCAAGCUGAUGUGGCGUGAGCCUCAGCCCUGCUGGACCUCUGCAGGUGGGCGAGUAGUUCAGAUUGGAGAUGCAGCGCAUACUUUCCAUCCCAGCUCUGGGCAGGGUGCAACACAAGGAAUGGAGGAUGCUGUGUCAAUAGCUGCGUGUUUACAAAUGGCUGGGAAAGACAAUAUCCCAUGGGCGACUCGUGUCCAUAACAAGCUCAGGUUUGAGCGUGUCUCUUGUCUCCAACUCCUUGGUGUGGUCAAUCAGGAAAUUCGGCAUCGCUCGGUCAACGCCCAGCCCUCUCAGACAAAACCAAUAGGAUUACUGGGAGCUUGGAUAUGGGAGCAUGACCCAGAGCAAUAUGCAAUCGAAAAUUAUGACAAGGCGAUGAAACACUUGGCUGAUGGGUGUUCUUUCCAAAAUAACAACACACCCCACGGCUACAGUUAUCGCCCUUGGACCUUGGAUGAACUACUGAGUGAUAAGGAGAUGGGCAAGAAAAUUGUGCUCGAAGGCGAUUGGGAAUAG
This is a messenger RNA of Penicillium malachiteum, 1440 nucleotides long. RefSeq lists its product as uncharacterized. The record is from RefSeq and is a predicted model, not a curated record. The transcript has 6 exons. Gene Ontology annotation, molecular function: monooxygenase activity; FAD binding. Gene Ontology annotation, biological process: secondary metabolite biosynthetic process. The coding region runs from base 1 to 1440 and encodes 479 amino acids. NCBI's taxonomy places the organism in Eukaryota, Fungi, Ascomycota, Eurotiomycetes, Eurotiales, Aspergillaceae.